Molecule: messenger RNA, 3118 nt
Organism: Parus major (Great Tit)
Lineage: Eukaryota; Metazoa; Chordata; Aves; Passeriformes; Paridae
Gene: RSPO2
Product: R-spondin 2
Exons: 5
Coding region: 397-1122 (241 amino acids)
Source: RefSeq, a predicted model, not a curated record
CAGCCCGUCCCGGGGUGCGCGGGGGCCGGCGGCAGCGCUCGCCCGCUGCGCUGGGACAGGCUCGGAGCUCUGGGGGACUCCGCUCCGCGGCCCCGCUCCUGCCACGACCCGCGUUGUGAUUUUUCUCUAUCUGUUUGUUUUUGGGGAGAGCCAGAGCAGGGGAGACCCCUGGUCCGAGCUUUUCACCUUUCUCUCCCUGCAGCACAGGGGAGAUGCUGGAAGCGGCGGUGAGUUCGCAGCGCCGGAGAAGGGCGGCAAGAGGCGUGUAAACUCCUGCGGUCCCCAGCGGCAGCCGCUGCCCCGCGACCCUCCGCCGGCCCCUCCUCGCCCCGCACGCCGCCGGCCUCGCCGCCCCUCGCUGCCGCCGGAGGAGGCUGCCCACCCCAGCGGCCCAGGAUGCAGUUUCGCCUCUUCUCCUUUGCCUUGAUCAUCCUGAACUGCAUGGAUUACGGCCACUGCCAGCCCGGCCGCUGGAGACGCAGCAAGAGAGCUAACUAUGGACCAAAUCCAAUUUGCAAAGGUUGCUUGUCUUGUUCAAAGGAUAAUGGGUGCAUCAGAUGCCAACACAAGUUAUUCUUCUUCCUGCGAAGAGAAGGGAUGAGACAGUACGGUGAAUGCUUGCACUCCUGCCCGUCGGGGUACUACGGACUUCGAACGCCAGAUAUGAACAGAUGUUCAAGAUGCAGAAUAGAAAACUGCGACUCCUGCUUUAGCAGAGACUUUUGUACCAAAUGCAAAACUGGUUUUUACUCACACAGAGGUCGCUGCUUUCGAGGAUGUCCUGCUGGAUUUGCAGCCUUGGAAGAGCUUAUGGAAUGUGUGGAAGGCUGUGAAGUGGGUCAAUGGAGUGAGUGGGGAACUUGCAGCAGAAAUAACAAAACAUGUGGAUUUAAGUGGGGCCUGGAAACAAGAACAAGACAAAUUGUGAAGAAGCCAGCAAAAGACACAAUACCAUGUCCAACCAUUGCAGAAUCCAGACGGUGUAAAAUGGCCAUGAGGCAUUGUCCAGGAGGGAGAAGGCCAGCAAAAACGAAGGACAAAAAAAAGAAGAAAAAGAAUUUGAUGGAAAGGGCUCAGAAGCAGCACAGCAUCUUUUUAGCAACCGAUAAAACAAGCCAGUAAAGACUUGAUUUUCUUUAAUGUAUUUUUUUGCAAAGUGCACAAAAGCUGCUAUAUGCUCCUGCCCAUGGAUGCACUACAAUUCAGCUGCUUUGACAGUAUUGGUGGCAAAUAACUUGUGAAAAUAAAGCCCACAAGCUUGUUUGUUUUAUUUAUAUAUUUUUUAUUUUAUUUUUUCCUCUCAUUUUUGACCUGAAGUCUUCAAGGUCGGGAGGGCGCUAAGCUGGAUCAGUGGAAGUGGUCCUGAAGUGCAUCAGAGAUAUUGUUCUGGUCAACAUGCUGACAAGGAAAGAAACCUACGCAGCACCAGUAGGUGGACUUGUGCAUAUUUAAAUAAAUAAGCAAAAAAGGAAGUCUUGGAGGUGUAGGUACAAUUGCAUUUAUGGCCUUUGUUUCCUAUAUUUGUACAUUUCAAGAGUAAAUGGAUAUGACUUACCUGCUUAGUGUUAAUGUACAUUGUUCUCCCACCUGCUACGUUGACACAGUUGUAUAAUAAAACUGCUUUAAGACAACGUGCUGCAGGAUUCACUGCUUAGACUCACCGAAGCACAACAGACUCUGUGUGUACAUACUACUCUGUCUACAUAUAAAUGAACAUAUUUACUGUACAUCUAUGCAUUUUUAUGUAUAAUACUUUAUACAUGUUUAAAGGUAUGUCCUGUUGGUUCUAGUAAUAUACUUUUGAAUAAUCCAGUAAAUGUUUACUUUUUGCUAUGUUUUAAGUAUCUUCUCAUGUUCCUCAAUAGCUACAAACUGGAUUUUUUUUUUCUGGAUUUGAAAAGCACACUCAUUUGCAAAACUACCUUGCACUCACAAUGGAGUGUCAGCUCUGAAGUAUAUUUGCCAGAGCAGUAAUCCACAAAUUCUUUCUGCUAUUCAGUACUUCUGUCUCAGCCCCAUAUAUUUUGUCUCAGAAAAAGAAGUUUAAUGUUUUUUAAGAUGAGGCACAAUGAUGAUAGAAGUUUUGAGUGUCAGGAGAGAAAUUAAUUGUAAAGUUCUUGGUAUCUAAGACUGUAUGUGUAGGUUUUUUUUGUUGUUUUGUUUUUUUUUCCAAUGUAAUGCACAGUGUUUUAUUUCAGUUAGUCCUGAUGCGGUCAGAUAAGAACAAAAAUACCUGAAUAAGGACGAAUCAAAAUAAAAGUCAUGUGAAGUCAACCAUUCAAAAGUAUAGAAAACACCAAUGUCCCACUAUUGCCAAUUAUUUGUAGAAGCUUAACAAAUUUAUUCUGCAGCUGUUGUUUGCUUUGUGACAUUUUUUCAGGGGAAGAGGUGGAGGCAGUUUUCUGUGUAGGACAUUAAAAUCACUCAGGAUAUGUAAUUUGGUAAUCUAGAAUUAUUUGGCUAUCAUUCAAGGUGAUUUUUGGAUACCCGACAGGGAAAGCAUACACUAAAUGCAUGUUGUGUAAGCUGACACUUAAGAAAAGAAAAAUUAUUUCACUUUUAGAGCUGAAAAUUGCAUAUGACCUACACAAAAAAAUGAAACAGCAAAACAGACCCCAGACAUCCACAUACCUCUUUUUGACAUAUACUUUAGAAAAAUCCCACAAAUACCAGUUUUAUGGGUUACAUGCUUUUCAAAUAAACUAGGAAAAUAAAGCAUCUAUAAGCACAAAUAUAUCUGUGUUUAGCUAUGACAAGUGUUACUACCAAAAUGUGCAGUAGUUAGACACAUAUGAAUGUUCCAUCAAACUGCCUGUGGACUUCCACUCAACUGUGAGGUUUUCACUGUAUGUUCAUAUUCACCUAGAACAUAAUAAUGUUACAGAUAGCAAGAUUGUUCUAAUGCUGGGAUGCGAUUUUGGACAUAAAAUGCUCACUUCAAAAAAAACAACAGAAAAAAGACAAGAAGAACUGUAGCUGUCUGUUUGCUUAUUGGUUAUCAGAUUUGGCUGUAAGUGCAGUUAAUGCCCUCAUACAAACCUUUCAGUAGUGGUUACAAAUAUUGUAUUAGGCAUGUCAUGGAAAGAAUGCUACAAAAUACAAUAAAAUGAUGUCACAA